This is a messenger RNA of Balaenoptera musculus (blue whale), 2203 nucleotides long. RefSeq names its product SH2 domain containing 6 (gene SH2D6). Bases 1159 to 2130 code for a protein of 323 amino acids. Gene Ontology annotation, biological process: intracellular signal transduction; cell surface receptor protein tyrosine kinase signaling pathway. The transcript is spliced from 13 exons. Lineage: Eukaryota; Metazoa; Chordata; Mammalia; Artiodactyla; Balaenopteridae. Gene Ontology annotation, cellular component: cytoplasm. The record is from RefSeq and is a predicted model, not a curated record.
UACACUCAUUCUCCUCAUCUGCAAAGCAGGGAUAAAAUUAGGACCUGCAUCAUGAAGCUAUUGUGAGAAUCCAGUGAGGAAAUUCAUGUGUAAUGCCUGCCUGUUUAACUUUCCUACAGCACCUUCGGCACCUGGAACAGUGCCUGGGGUAUAGUGGAUAUUCAGUAGCUACCUACUGAAUGAAUAACUACAUCCACCAAGAAAGGAAGCUGUCAAACUAAAUAUAAGUGUGUAUUUCUGAGCUUUUCACUAACUUCCAUCUCCUUGAUCAUUGAUCAUCACUCACCAGCAAACGACAGCAGGCACAAAGGAUCUAAGAGAAGUGUCUGCAGGGAUGGUCUCCUGGUUUUAAUUGGAUCUGCCAUUAAUACCCUGUCUUCUGUGAACUGGACAAGCUCAGCAGGAGCAAGGCCAGGUGAGUCCUUGGGCUCCUCUCUUUCCUCUGCCCUCCUCUCUUGUUUCCACCUUGCUGUCCCUUUCCUGGGCACAGGCAUCCUUAGAGCGGUGCUGGUUCCGCCUGGGCCUUCCAUGCCCAGUGAGACCAUUCAUGCACCUCCACCCCCCUGGGAACGCUAGGGCUCCCCCACUGCCAGCUUCCCACAGGCACUAGCUCUGCCCCCAGACUCUUCCUCCUGCUGCCCUGGUCCCAGGCUGCCAUCACACAACUCCAGGGGACGCCAUUCAUACCGUCAUGGAUAUGAAUGUCCCAGGGUUGUGCAUGGUCUGGCUGACACAAAUGCAGGGCCCCUUGGGCAGAGCUGACUGGAGUCUGAUUGCAGGUUGGGGCCACCCCUUCCACCCCCAAGAUGUGCAGGUAAGUGACCAACCCCCAGAUGCGUAGGAGCCCCUGCAAGUCGAGUCUCCCCUGAGGACUCUGGACACCUCCUGCCCAUUAUAGUCCGGUGCUGCUAAGUCACUGGGGCCUAGCUCUUCCACCUGUCUUGGUCAGAAUUAGGGAUGCAUGGGGUAGGGGAUUGGCAUAGGUGGAACAGGCUGUGAGACCCCCUUAUCUCCAAAACGCCUCACUGGUCUUGCUGCAGUGUUGGAAAGGCCCAUCAUGAAUGGUUCCUUUGAGGCCACUGUAAGAGUGCAGAUGGGUUAUGAUAUUUUGGAGAGAGAGUAAGUCAUUGUGCUAGAGAGGGACUGGGCCACGAGGAGAUGAGGACAGUCUCACCAGUCUCCCAUCCAGACUCCCCAGCUUGGAGAAAAGAUGACCCCUGCCCAUCUCCUCUGUCUGCCCCAGGGACCUGGAGACGCAGGCAUCCCCUCCCAGAAGCCCAGGAGGAGGAGGAAGAAGAGGAGGAUAAAUAUGAGCUGCCCCCCUGUGAGGCUCUGCUCCGCCACCUAGCCCCCGCCCACCUUCCUGGCACUGAGGAGGACUCUUUGUACUUGGAUCACUCUGGCCCCCUGGGCCCUCCCAUGUCACCACCACCACCGCCACCACCGCCACCGCAGCCCCAGCCCGAGGUGAUGAACAGCCUCCCCACCUGCCCCACCCCAGGCUACCAUUUCCCACCCAAGGCAGCGUGGAGCCCGCCGGAGGCCACAAAGCAGAGCUGGCCCUUUGGGAGGCGAGAGCUGGGUGCACCAGACCGGGCGGUGCCGGGCCCAGCGAAGAAGCCCGAGGAGGACAUAUACCUAGAUUGUGAGCCCGGUCCAGCCCCGGCCUUGCCUCAGACUCUGAGCUCCCCAGUCCUGAGGCCCCCAGUCCCUCUACCAAGGACAUCAGUGGGGCCCAGGCCCACCACGGCCCCCCAGGAAGCUCGGAAUGGAGCGUCGAAUGCCACCUCUAAAGGAAGGAGAGCCUCUCUUUGCUCUGUAGCUGCCACCCAGAAUGCCCCAGCUGCCGAGGACGGGGCCUACACUGUGCGCCCCAGCUCAGGCCCUCGUGGUGGUUCUCAGCCCUUCACCCUGGCAGUACUUCUCCACGGCCGGGUCUUCAACAUUCCCAUCCGCCGGCUGGAUGGCGGGCGCCACUACGCCCUGGGCCGGGAAGGCAGGAACCACGAGGAGCUCUUCUCCUCCGUGGCCGCCAUGGUCCAGCACUACCUGCAGCACCCCCUACCGCUCGUGGACGGACACAGCGGCAGCCGGCAGCUCACCUGCCUGCUCUUCCCCACCAAGCCCUGACGCCACAGCGCACGUGCACCCCGGCCUCCGGUUCCAUAGUUUGCUCCUUGGGCUGCCUCCCUCUCCUCUCCCA